This is a messenger RNA of Bipolaris zeicola 26-R-13, 960 nucleotides long. RefSeq names its product glycoside hydrolase family 43 protein. The record is from RefSeq and is a predicted model, not a curated record. Gene Ontology annotation, molecular function: arabinan endo-1,5-alpha-L-arabinosidase activity. The transcript is spliced from 2 exons. Gene Ontology annotation, biological process: carbohydrate metabolic process. The coding region runs from base 1 to 960 and encodes 319 amino acids. NCBI's taxonomy places the organism in Eukaryota, Fungi, Ascomycota, Dothideomycetes, Pleosporales, Pleosporaceae.
AUGCGUUACUCUCUUGUUGCUUCGCUGCUUUCUGCAGUCACUGCAGUCUACGGCUAUGCCAACCCUAUGGAAUGCACGGGAAUCUGCAACAACGCCCAUGAUCCCGCUCUGAUUCGCCGUAAAGAUGGUACCUAUUUCCGUUUCUCGACUGGCGGCAAGAUCGCCAUCCAUACCGCGCCCAAGAUCACUGGUCCCUGGACCUACAAGGGUGCUGCCAUUCCCGCGGGUUCGAAGAUCAACUUGCCUGGCAAGGACGACCUAUGGGCCCCCGACGUAACCCUGGUCGGCGACACAUACUACCUCUACUACAGCGUGUCCUCGUUCGGCAGCCAAAACUCAGCCAUCGGCGUAGCAACCAGCAAAGACCUCAACACAUGGACCGACCUCGGCGCCACGGGCAUCCAGUCCAGCAGCGGCAAAAACUACAACGCCAUCGACGGCGCCCUCUACUGGGACGGCUCCAAAUUCGUCAUGUCCUUCGGUUCCUUCUGGCAGGACCUCUUCAGCAUCGGCAUGACCAACCCGCCCCUCAAAACCAGCUCCUCAGCCGUCACAAACAUUGCCUUCAAGCCCGAGGGUACCCACGCCCAGGAAGCCCCCUUUAUCGCUCUCAACGGCAAAUACCACUACCUCUUCUUCUCUGUCGGCAAGUGCUGCGGCUUCGAUACGAACAGGCCCCCCCGGGGCGAGGAGUACAAGAUCCAGGUCUGCAGGUCCACCAGCGCUACGGGCGGCUUUGUCGAUAAGAACGGUGUCGACUGCACUCGCGGUGGCGGUACCACUGUGCUCGAGUCUCACGGCUGGGUCUACGGUCCCGGUGGUCAGGGUGUGUACUAUGACCCCCAGAUGGGUCCUGUACUUUACUACCACUACGUUGAUACCCGUAUUGGAUACCAGGAUGGCCAGAAGAAAUUCGGUAUCAACAAGAUUGACUUUUCGAGUGGUUGGCCUGUGGUGUAG